This is a messenger RNA of Closterium sp. Naga37s-1, 3756 nucleotides long. The record is from the annotation of a GenBank genome assembly. Lineage: Eukaryota; Viridiplantae; Streptophyta; Zygnematophyceae; Desmidiales; Closteriaceae.
AUGUGGCUCCUGAUGUGGCCCGUGGCGGCGGUCGUGGGCGCGGCGGGUGUGUGCGCGGGCCGCGUGGUGUACACCAACCAGCUCCUGCAGCGCCAGCUGCGCGUCUUCCGCGUCGCGCUGCGCGUCUUCCUCGACUACAAGCUGACGCAGUACUAUCUCACGUACGUGUGCGGCGCGCUGCUGCGCCUGCGCGUGGACGACUCAUCCCCACGCUCCGUCACCACAUGGCGGCGUGCGCACAAGCGGUGUGCGCGCAGCGUGUAUGCGGCGAUGGUGCAGCUGGAGGGGCUGUGGGUGAAGGUGGGGCAGUACCUCUCCACGCGCGCUGAUGUCAUGCCGCCGCCCUACCUGGACUUGCUGCGCCUGCUGCAGGACACUCUGCCGCCCAGAGACAUGUCUGAGGUACUGGGCACAAUAGAAGAGCAGCUGGGCAGCCCGCCCUCACAGGCCUUCUCGUCCUUCGACAACCAGCCACUCGCCACUGCCUCCAUAGCGCAGGUGCACCGGGCAGUGCUGGCGAGUGGGCAGCAGGUGGUGGUGAAGGUGCAGCACGCGGGCAUCAAAGAGAAGAUUCUGCAGGACUUCAGGAACCUGACGACGAUAGUGGAGUGGUUGGCAUGGGCGGAGCCGGAGUACGACUUCAAGCCCGUGGUGGGCGAGUGGGUGAAGGAGGUGCUCAAGGAGCUCGACUUCCGCCUCGAAGCAGCCAACCUGGAACGAGUGGCGCGCAACUUCAAGCAGCACCAAGUGGAGGGCGGCAGCACAACAGCCCCAGGCACAGGAGAAGCGAGCAGCGGUGGCCUGGUGGUGGAGGCGAGUGUGCCAGCAGUUGUGCGCGCCACAGAGCGCGUGCUGGUGAUGGAGUUCGUGCAGGGCGUGCGGCUGAGCGACCUGCCUGCACUGGAUGCGCUGCACGUGGACCGCCAGGUGCUGCUCAACCGCAUUGCACGGGCAUACGCGCACCAGAUCUACGUGGGGGGCUUCUUCAAUGCCGACCCGCACCCAGGCAACUUCCUGGUGAGCGAUGAGCCGCCCCAUCUGCCAGUGCUGCUGGACUUCGGGCUCACCAAGGCCGUUGACCACGCCAAACGCGUCGCCCUCGCCAAGAUGCUGCUUGCUGCUGCUGAGGGAGACGUGGCGAUGCUGCUGAGUGCGUUCAGUGAGAUGGGGCUGAAGCUGCGAGUGGACCUGCCAGAGGACGCCAUGGCUGUCACUGCCUUCUUCUUCCGCACUGCUGCCCCCGCGCCCGAGGCCAAGGCGGAGGUGGCGCGCAUGAGGGAGCAGUUCAAGUCGCGCGCCAAGGAGCUGGAGCAGCAGGCCAAGGCCGCGGGGGACGACGCUGCCGUGCGCCGCAACCCGGUGGACGCGUUUCCCGGGGAGCUCAUGUUCUUCUCCCGUGUGCUCGCCCUGCUCCGAGGCAUAUCAGCGACGUUGGACGUGCACCUCUCCUACAUUGACAUCAUGCGCCCCUUUGCUGAAGCCGUUCUCUGCGCCGACCACCUGAUAGGGCCGCAGCGCCUGCUGUCCCCGUCACCUGACUGGGUGCGCGGGGAGUGCGCGUCCCCCUCGCUGCACCGCAAGCUCUGUGCGCUGCUCGCCCAGCUGCUGCAGCAGGGCCGCCUCGUGGGCGUGCAGGUGUGUGCGUACAUGGGUGGCGAGGUGGUGGUAGACGUGGCAGCGGGGUUCCUGGGGCGCUAUGACCCACGUGCCGUGCAGCACGACUCGCUCUUCUCUGUCUUCUCCGCCACCAAGGGCGUCACCUCGGGCAUCAUGCACUGGCUCGCUGACAACCGGCGCGUACAGUUGGAGGGGCGAGUGGCGGACAUAUGGCCGGGCUUUGAGGGCAAGGGCAAGCAGCAAGUCACUAUAGCGGAUGUGUUGACACACCGUGCAGGGCUGCCCAACGCCAUGUCCACCAAGCUCAUGCUCGACCCCAUGCUCAUGUGCCGCUGGCAGGAGAUGCUAUCGCACCUGGCAGCGGAGGCACCAGAGUCGCCCCCGGGCACAGUGGAGGAGUAUCACUACCUCUCCUUCGGCUGGCUCGCAGGCGGCAUCAUUGAGGCAGCAGCAGGGCAGUCGUUCCAGGCGGUGCUCGAUGCAGUCCUGGCGCGGCCCCUGGGCGUGCGCGGGGAGUUCUACGUUGGCAUCCCUGCAGGAGUGGAGGCACGGCUGGCAACACUAUCCCUGGAGCGCACAGACGCACCCAACACCGCACAGGCCACAGCCAUCAGCCGCCGCCUCGCAGAGGCUGCCCGGCGGGAGGCAGCGCACAGAGAAGACGUGGAGGCAGGGGGGGCUUCUGCUGGCUCUCCCAGAGAGCACCUGGUGGAUGGCGGUGCUGAUGGGGGCCGGGAUGAAGCCGAGGAGGAGUGGGAGCUUGUGGAGGGGCGAGCGGGCGAGAGGGCAAGAGGGGGGAGCGGCAAGAAGGAAGCAGGUGGUGGGGGUGCGGUGGAGAGGGAUGCUGCUGCUGUGGCAACAGCUGAUUCUCAUGCUGGCGGUAGCAGCAGCAGCAGUGGUGCAGCACCAUCGCCUCCGUCCGCGGAGGAGCUAGCGACGAGGGCAGCAGCGCUGCCUCUGCUGUUCAACUCGCUCUUCCUGCGCCGUGCCGUCAUCCCAUCCGCCAACGGACACUUCUCCGCGCGUGCUCUUGCCCGCUACUACGCCACCCUUGCUGCUCAUGGUGUCAUCCCCCCCCUCCCGUCCUCCAGCACGCCCCCUCUCGGCUCGCAUGCUGCAGAGCCUGCUUCUGUGCUGCCAGGGAGCAAGGGAGGGAGUGGCGAUGGGAGUGGAGAGGUGACGACACUGAGUUUCACUAGGAGGGGGCAGGGCGGGAAGAAGCAGUGGGUGGCAGGAACAGCAGGGUGGGCUUGGCAGGCUCUGGCCCGUGCAAGGCAGGCUGUUGGUGCUGUUGCUGCGGGGCUGGGGAGGCGUAGCGAGAGGAGCAAGAAGAGCGACGACGACGACGACACGCAUGCAGGUGUGCAUGUGCAAGCGGACACAUGCCAUCCCUUCCUUCCUCCGCCUCAUGACGCCAAGCCCAUGGCGGCGCUGCUGCCCCUGGACUCAGGCGCCGCUGAGAAAGACAUCCCCAGCUCGGGCCUGCCAGGGCAGCGCCUCUUCUCGUCGCCUGACAUUGUCGACGCGUGCCUCGGCGUGGGGCGCUACUCGCACCUCACCCUCCCCUCCUCCUCCUUUGGCCUUGGCUUCGUGCGCUACAGGCCGCGCGCUGCUGCCGCCCCCACCGAGACCCAUGAGAGUCCAGCGGCAGAGCAGACAGCAGGGCAGGCUGGUGCAGGAGGGGUGGAUGACGGCACGCGUGGUGAGCAGACAAGCCAAGAGCACACACCAGGGUCCUCCCAGCCAACGUCAACCUCUUCCGCCUUCUUUCCCCAUGACAAGUCUCACAUGGUCCCCACCCACCACACUUCCUCAUCCACCCCCGCACACACAUCACCAGGUUCCUCCCCUGCCUGCCCGGAGCGGUCAGCGUUUGGGCAUGCGGGGUUGGGUGGGUCCACAGCCUUCUGUGACCCGCAGCACAACUUUGCCCUGGCUGUCACGGUGAACCACCUGAGUGCUCGGCACGAGGCCACGAGCGCCAUUGUCAGGCUUGUGUGCUCUGAGUUGGGUGUGCCAGUGCCCAUGCAGUAUGAUGAGCAGGGGCGUGGGCAUGAGAAUGUGCGGAGGAGCAGCAGUAGUGACAGCGGUGGUGCUGGUGGUGGGGUGCAGGACACACCUGAUUCAUUGAAUGCCUGA